Myzus persicae (green peach aphid) is the source of this 864-nucleotide messenger RNA. RefSeq lists its product as uncharacterized. Lineage: Eukaryota; Metazoa; Arthropoda; Insecta; Hemiptera; Aphididae. The record is from RefSeq and is a predicted model, not a curated record. The transcript has a single exon. The coding region runs from base 1 to 864 and encodes 287 amino acids.
AUGAAUUUUACUGAAUUACUUACAAUUGUUUCAAACAGUGAUACUGGAAUUAGCUUUUUACAAAAACAUAAUAUAAUUAAAGUUAGUGAAGUGUGUGAAAAUGGCCAUAUAAUGUUUAUCAAGGGAUCGCGAUGGCGAUGUCAGAAAAGAAGUUGCCGAAAGGAAAAAGGAUUAAGAAUUAAUAAUUGGCUAACUGGCUCUAGACUACCAAUACACACAAUUGUCCAUUUCAUAUACUACUGGGCCCGAGAAAUGUCUUCAGUAACAUUUUGUAAACGUGAAUUAAAUAUGGGACAAAAUGCUGUGGUUGAUUGGAGUAAUUAUCUACGUGAGGUAUGUGUAUGGAAGCUUGAAAAUAAUCAAAAUAAAGAAAUUGGUGGACCCGGUCUUUUUGUUGAAAUAGAUGAAAGUUUAUUUGUGCGUAGAAAAAAUAAUGCUGGGCGUAUUCUGCCACAACAAUGGAUUUUUGGUGGAAUAUGUCGGGAAACUAAAGCGUGUUUUAUAAUCAGUGUACCAGAUCGAUCGGAGAAAACUUUGUUACCUAUAAUACAAAGAUAUAUAAGACCAGGCUCAAUAAUUUUGUCAGAUUGUUGGAAAGCUUACAAUAAUUUGCAGCAAGUGGGAUUCAAACAUAAUACUGUAAACCACACGUAUAAUUUUGUCGAUCCGGACACAGGGGCUCACACCCAACAUAUUGAGAGGUUGUGGGGUUCUGCUAAAUGGGGCAAUAAAAAGCGUCGUGGAACUAACAGAAAUUUUCUAGAAUCAUAUUUGGCAGAGUUUAUGUGGAGAACACGUCUCGGAGAACAAGACGCAUUUGAAACUAUCCUCAAAGAUAUUUCCGAAUUCUGGCCUCCAUUAUAA